Messenger RNA from Coccinella septempunctata (seven-spotted ladybird), 1831 nucleotides. RefSeq names its product glycylpeptide N-tetradecanoyltransferase. Gene Ontology annotation, molecular function: glycylpeptide N-tetradecanoyltransferase activity. The record is from RefSeq and is a predicted model, not a curated record. The transcript has 5 exons. Gene Ontology annotation, cellular component: cytoplasm. NCBI's taxonomy places the organism in Eukaryota, Metazoa, Arthropoda, Insecta, Coleoptera, Coccinellidae. The coding region runs from base 77 to 1570 and encodes 497 amino acids. Gene Ontology annotation, biological process: N-terminal peptidyl-glycine N-myristoylation.
CUCUUAUCUGUGGACUUUGUGAAGUUUGUCAAUUCAAUAAAAAUUGGCUUCUCACUUAUUGGUUAUAAUUGAAACAAUGUCGGAAAACAGCGACAAAUCAAAUUUAGAUAAAUCCAAAAAUGGGUUUGAUGAGAAAAUUGCUAGUCCCCCUCAAAGCAAAAGUUCCAAGAAGAGAAACCGAUCAAAGAAGCAACAAGAGAAUCGGAAGGUAGAAAAUAUAGUAGUGGAGAAUGGAACGCAAGAAGAUAACAAAAUAAGUAAGAAGGACCUCAACAAGGCCAAGAAAGAAGUGAAGGCUGACGAUUUGAGAAAUUUGGCUGGUGCCGACAAUACGAUUUCCAUCAAAGACUUGAGAGCGGCUAUGGAAGCCCUUACCAUGGCCCAAAAACCUGCCAAAACUACUGAAGAAGCCUUGAACAAACAGUUUCAGUUUUGGAAAACGCAACCUGUACCACAAUUAGACGAAGAAGUAACGGUCAGCGAGGCGAUAGAACCUGAUAAGGAUCACUCAGAUAUAAGAAAAGAACCCUAUAGUUUACCCGAGGGUUUCCAAUGGGACACUUUGAAUCUCCAAGAUCCUUUAGUUUUAAAGGAGCUGUAUAAUUUAUUGAACGAGAAUUACGUCGAGGAUGACGAUGCCAUGUUCAGAUUCGAUUACCAGCCCGAAUUCUUGCAGUGGGCCCUGCAACCGCCGGGUUGGAAGAAAGAAUGGCUGUGCGGCGUUCGAGUUGUUAAAAGUGGCAGAUUAGUCGGAUUCAUUUCGGCAGUGCCAGCUACGCUGCAUAUUAAAGAUAUUGCUAAACCGAUGGUGGAAAUUAAUUUCCUGUGUGUGCAUAAGAAAUUGCGAUCUAAGAGGGUGGCCCCGGUGCUAAUUCGCGAGAUUACGAGGAGGGUCCAUCUGGAGGGGCUAUUUCAAGCUGUGUACACAGCGGGUAUAAUUCUGCCAAAACCUGUGACUUCGUGUCGUUACUGGCAUCGUUCCCUCAAUCCGAAGAAGUUGAUCGAUGUUAAAUUUUCCCAUUUAUCUCGUAAUAUGACCCUGCAAAGGACGCUUAAGCUGUACAAACUACCUGAUUCUCCCAGGACUCCGGGAUUCCGUAAGAUGACGAAGAAGGAUUUGGUGCCGGCUCAUAAGUUACUCAGCGAGUAUCUGCGAAAAUUCAGCUUGGCACCGGAGUUUUCCCUGGAAGAAUUCACCCAUUUCUUCCUACCCCGACCCAACAUCGUGGAUAGUUUCGUGGUGGAACGUGAGGGUAAGAUCACUGAUUUCGUGAGUUACUACACCUUACCCUCGACCAUCAUGCACCACGCCAUCCACAAGUUCUUGAAGGCCGCAUAUUCCUUCUACAACGUGUCCACUGCGACCCCCUGGGUGGACCUGAUGAACGACGCCCUGAUCUCGGCCAAAUCCCUCGGUUUCGACGUGUUCAACGCCCUCGACCUGAUGGACAACAAGGAGUUCCUGGAGCCCCUCAAGUUCGGCAUCGGGGACGGUAACCUGCAAUAUUACCUGUACAACUGGAAGUGUCCGAACUUGAAGCCGCAAGAAUUGGGCCUGGUCCUGCACUGAGAGUUCGAAAAUCCCAGGUGAUUAUGUCGGAGUUUUCUUUCGGUGGGAGACGAAUUCGAUCGUUUUAAAAAAAAAAGUAUAAUUUCGAGUUUUCAUAUAGUAAAAAGAAUUUUGUGUGCGAUUGAGGAGGUCAAGUGACGAGUUAGUGUGUGGAAUGUGAGUUCUGGAGGACGGAUGAUUGGGCACCGUGUCACUUUUGUUACACCCGUUUAUAACGUCUGGUUUGAUUCAUGUAAUAAAAUGGAAAUUGGAUAAAAUGUA